Podospora pseudocomata is the source of this 1694-nucleotide messenger RNA. RefSeq lists its product as uncharacterized. The transcript has 5 exons. Gene Ontology annotation, molecular function: protein binding. NCBI's taxonomy places the organism in Eukaryota, Fungi, Ascomycota, Sordariomycetes, Sordariales, Podosporaceae. The coding region runs from base 145 to 1476 and encodes 443 amino acids. The record is from RefSeq and is a predicted model, not a curated record.
CGGCUAAAUGCACACUCUACCGUGGGCGACAGCAACAAUGCAAGCUGUCAACAUGUCGACUUCUAGUAUCGGGUCUUCGAUUCAUGACAGAAAGUUACAAGCACCAUUUUACAACGUGAGCCUCCACCAGCAUUCACUUUCACGAUGGCUUGCCUUGCCCUGACAACUUUCCUCACGUCCGCUCUCACCCUCUCCCACUUUACCACAGGUACAAGAGCCACAUCAGAACUGCCAGAUGACGAUGAGCUAUGCGGCCGCGGUCUCCCAACCACCCCCUUCAACCGCACUGUCCUGACCACCAUCGGACCCUACUCCUACGACCCAGCAGCCUGGAGCCCCUGGACACAUAGGCCCUACUGCCUCGAGGCUAACGAAGAGCCAUGGUGUGUCUACACCAACGCUGCCUCUCCAAAAGGCCACGGCAUCAGCAUCAUCACCACCCCUGAGAUUGCCGGAACUACCUUGAACAUUCUCGAGCACCCCUUUGACCAGAAAUUCUUCGCCCCCGAGAAGAUCUACCUGCCAAGACCAUACAAGGUUGUUGACAUUCCUGGCAAAGGAAAGGGAGUGAUUGCCACGCAAAAGAUUGAGAAGGGGAAGGCUAUUCUGGUGGAUCAUGCGUCGCUUGUUGCAGCGGUCGAGUAUCCUGCUGAUGUGAUGAGGGAGGAAGUGCAGGACUUGUUGGAGACGGCGGUGCACCGGUUGGGGAAGCCAGAAAAGGUGCUGGGACUGUCGAAGAAGGGGAGGGGUGACGAGGCAACCGAGAUUGAGGAUUUGUUGUUGACGAACAGCUUUACGGUGUCGAUUCAGGGGAAGGAGUUUAUGGCUUUGUUUGCGGAUCUGUCGAGGUUUAACCACGAUUGCAAGCCAAAUGCUUUCAUCUACUUCUCCGAGACAACCCUGGCCAUGACCGUCUGGGCCUCAAGAGACAUUGAACCUGGGGAGGAAAUCUCCAUUACAUAUUCCACCGCCGGUCUUCUGUCCAAAGAAAGACAACAAGCCCUCGAAAAUAUCUGGGGUUUCAAAUGCUCAUGCGCCCUCUGCACCUCGCCCCCCGAAGUUCUCAAAAAGUCUGAUAACAACCGCGCCCAAAUCCGCUCCUACCAAGCCUCCAUCCCCCAACUCGCCCAAGAAGAAAAAUUUGAAGAAGCGCUCCAGCAAGCGGAGCACAUGUUCCAGCUCGUCGAGGAGGAGGGUCUCACCGAUCAGAUGUCUGACAUGUAUGAGUAUCCAGCCAGGAUGUACUACCACGUUGGCAACCUGGACAAGGCGUUGGAGUAUACUCUUAAAGUGAAGAGGGAGAUUGAUGGGUUUGGGGUGCCGGGGAAGUUUGGGCAGGAGAAGCUGCAGGCGAUGGAGGGGAUCAUCAGGCGGUUGGAGAUGGAGAUCAAGAUCAAGAGGGAGAGAGAAGAGCAGUUUGGGAAACAGGCGAAGUUGAGGGGGAAGGCGAGGAGGGUUGUGAUGGGGAUGCCUUGAUACCUCAGUGUAGGUUCAUCUUGGUGGUAAUGCCUUUUUUGGUUCUGCUCAUAUCUUUCCAUACCUUACAUGACGAUCUGGUUUUGAUACCGUUCUUGACUCGCAGUCGUAUCCAAAAAGAGGCAAUGGCAUUCAUGCUGAAAGAUUGCAACUUACCAUUUUAGCGACCCUAUAAGUCGAUGUUAAAUGGUCGUAUAUAUGCUGUGUCACCAUGGUAA